Lodderomyces oxycetoniae is the source of this 1422-nucleotide messenger RNA. RefSeq lists its product as uncharacterized. The coding region runs from base 1 to 1422 and encodes 473 amino acids. NCBI's taxonomy places the organism in Eukaryota, Fungi, Ascomycota, Pichiomycetes, Serinales, Debaryomycetaceae. The transcript has a single exon. The record is from RefSeq and is a predicted model, not a curated record.
AUGAAUGUUUACAGGUACAAGAAUGAUUUGUUUUUCAAGAUAUUACGCAACUUUUACGUUAAAAAGAGGGCAUUAGUGUUGGCACUUGUGAGACGACUAAUUAUUAACAUCCGAAGCAUCUCGAAAGGCUCGAUUCGUGUUUUCAAAGCUAUUUUCCUUCAAAGAUCCACAAUAUUUAUCUUUUCCGUUGCGUACUUGAGUGAAGUGUUGCCGAAACUAUUUAGGGUUGUAACAACCAGCGUCUUGGAGCUAAAAGUGAGGAAUCUACCUCGAGAUAUUGCACAGACAUUGAUACUUCCCUUGAAAUCGGAUAAACUUUCCAUGUUUUUAAUUCGCCUAACUGCAACCAUGAAUGUUUUGAACCCUUUAUUUACCAAGAUCCUUAUUCCCUUUUGCAAUGAACAAAACACUUGGAGUAUUCCAUUUGUUUCCAGUUUCCUAGCGGCUUUGACGUCUUCUCUUUUGAAUUUUCCCGAAUUUCAAAAGCAACGUGUUUUAAAAGAUCGAUAUUAUACUUUUGAUUGGACUCUUAUUCUAGUCACAAAGGCUCUUGACACAAUCAUAUCGUCCACUGUUCCAAAAUUUAUUGAUUUACCAAGUAGAACAAGCAAAGUAAUCGAUUCCUUAUUGGUGAUGCUGUCUAUUUAUUUUUUAAUGGAUGCCUGGUUCUUUAAUACAGAGAAAUUGAAUCCAUCAUACCUGAAAAGGUUGAAUAAAAUGUCGCAUAUUGACGAGGAUUUGCUAGCGGGAAUGAGAUAUUUGCGUGAUGGUUAUUUGGAUUAUAAACCCAACUCUCAACUUUCCCACCAGGACCACUUUAUCAAGUUUGCAGAAAAGUACUCAAAAGAUCCAAAAUUGGGUGAUUUGACAAUUCAGGAGAAGUUACCUUGCGUGGUGUUACAUCAGUUUGUCAGCGAAAGUUGUUUGCAAAAUGCAUUUUACAAAUUCAUGAUGCAAUUCAGAACGGCCCUCAAAUUCUAUGGUUCAAUCAACUUGUUUGUAUACAUAUUGGUAAAGAAAUUGUAUGCAAGUCCUAUUGCCAUGCUAAUAAAAACGGUGAAAUAUUCUCUCUUUUUAAGCUCAUUGACAACUAUCCAAUGGUCUUGUAUUUGUUUAGUAAGAAACUAUCAUCCAAACAUAUAUGAUCAAAAAUUCUGGGAUCUACUUGGUCCACGAAUUGGUGCUGCCUUGGCUGGUAUGGGGAUUUGGUUUGAGACUGGAAAGAGAACAAGUGAUUUGCUUAUGAUUCUAGCUCCUAAAGCAUUAGGCACUUUUUUCGAUUCCACGCCAACCAUGAAAAAUUUGAGAUUCGAAUCUUUGGCAUUUAGCUUGAGUUUCGCUACAUUGGUGGUUUAUGCGAGACUGAAUCCAAAAAGACUAAGAGGUUUAAUUGGUCGGGGAUUUAGCUAUAUGAUCAAAUGA